Dreissena polymorpha is the source of this 3498-nucleotide messenger RNA. RefSeq lists its product as uncharacterized. The transcript is spliced from 11 exons. NCBI's taxonomy places the organism in Eukaryota, Metazoa, Mollusca, Bivalvia, Myida, Dreissenidae. The record is from RefSeq and is a predicted model, not a curated record. Bases 313 to 1998 code for a protein of 561 amino acids.
UUAGAAAGCAACUUCAAAAUGUGAUUUCCACUAAAUUCACAUUAUUGACUUUUAUUGUGUUUCUAUUUCACAAACUUAUAUAAAAAUUAAAUACCGUAAUUACUCUAUGUUUUCGGACACUUAAAAAUAAUUAAAUUUGUGUGUGUCCGAAAACUUAGAGUAGAAAAAUAUUCACAAAAUACAGGUAUCCGAAAACUUAGAGUAGAAAAUUGAAGUGUCCAAAAAUAGCGUCAAUUGUAUCAACAACUAACGGUUUGAGGAGAACAUCAAAUAGUUUUCGGCAACAAAAAAGCCUGCACAAGGCCUGCCACAAUGUCGGGAACGGAUCCGAGACAACGAAUGGAGCCAAGACUCAUUAAAGAAAUAAGCAAAGAAAUAAGUACAGAGUUCACCAUGCUGAGAAUUUAUCUCGGCUUUACAGAGCCUCAGUUUGCAAGAUUGAAACAUGCGUAUCCCAAUAUGGAUGACCAGAUAUUUGCCCUGCUGAAUGCGUGGCACGAUGUAGUAGUCGGGUGUGGAGAGAACCCUCGCCACCUGCUGGCUGCAGCCUUACAUGCCUGCGAGAACCGCUACUUGGCCGUCUCCAAGCUUGUGACACCAAAGGAGUUGGAUGGACUUACGUGCAGGGAAAGAGAACCACAAGCAGAAACUAAAAAACGAAUUCAGCAGAUCAAUUUUUCUGUCCCUGGAGAUUCAGUAGGGGCUGGGUCUGUUAACAACUAUGGGGCACAUAAUGCAGUAAACGUGUUUUCAGGUGGUACUUUUAUCAACCAUGGUGAUCUGUCUCUUGCUAGUGACUAUUCAGGUGUGUCAAGAAGUAGUAGUGCAGAUUCAUUCCCCCUGAUUCAGAAAUACUGUCAGUUUAAGGACCCAAAUGUAGAAAUGUCAGAUCAUGAGGUGUCUAGCAAGCCAAACAUAAGACGAUUGUUGGAACAGCCGGACUCUGAGUCGCGGCAUGCACUGCACAGCAUGUUCCCCGAGGCUCCAGUGACCAACACAACACUGGAGAGCCAGCAGGAGGCCAUGCUGAGGCAGCAAGAGGAGCAGCGCUGGAAUCUACAAGGGAAAAAUGUGUCCAGAAGUAGUAGUGCAGAUUCAUUCCUCCAGAAUCAGAAAUAUGGUCAGUUAAAGAAACCAUUUGAUGAUACAAUGACACAGCGAAUGAUGGGGAUAUAUAUCCGGUGCAUGGAGUCGGUGGGACCUAUAAUGACACACUCUCGUACGUGUGGGACAGGCUUUAGAGUUGGGUCCAACUACAUUAUGACAGCCUGGCAUGUGAUAACAUCAAUUCUUGAUCCUACUCAAACAGGACAAUUAAAUGGACAAAACCUACAAGAAGCUUACAUCAGCUUUUCUGAUCCUCCAACAGCUCCCAAUGUCAUUAUAUUUACGUUCAAAUGUAUUGCAUAUUUUCACAAGGAUCUUGAUAUUGCUAUCCUGGAAAUUUCUGAUGCAAAUCAACGACUUCCAGUGAAGCUAAGUCUUCGGAAAGAAGAUAUACCUCAUCUAAAACAUCUCUCACUCAUUGGCUUUGGCCAUCCUAAAAAUCCAGGCAAGCAUUUUGAAUACAGAUGCCCAAUUGUUUACCAACAAAACCAGGCUUCAUUAACAGCAUUUGUUCAAAAACAUCGUCAAGAUAUAAUAAAUCAUCUGGAUGUGACUUUUGUUGGACAUUGGCAAAGUAAGGGUAUUGACCCAGGAGCUGUUGUUGACCGUGGUUACCAAGACGCAGAUAACAAACUUUUGAUACAUUGUUUCAUGGAACAGGGAGCUUCUGGUUCCCCUAUCUUAGCCUGUGUGGAUGCAGCUGCAGGAAUUGUAGAGGUUGUCGGAGUCCUAACUCAUUGUAUUCCAGAUUACUUUUUUUGUUUGAACAACGAAGGCAAAAAAUGGAUACUGGAAAAGGAAUUUCGGUUUGAGGCUGGAUCAAGGAUGAAAUUUAUUUUCCAAUUUUUGUGUUCUGAAAAUCCCGAUCUUGCACAAGCCAUAUUUUCUUAGAAUAACUGCUUUGAAAGAACAGAGCUAUGCUCCAUUUACAAAGGAUAUUUUGUGUACAUAAUAUCUCAUAAUUUGAUUCAUGUGUUUUGCUUUUAUGAUUCUUUAGAUGUUGAUUUAUUAGCUCACCUUUUAGCUUUUGGGAUCACCUUUUGUCCGUCGUGCGUCAUCCAUCGUCAACAUUUUGCCUUGUUAACACUCUAGAGGCUGCAUUUAUUGUCUGAUCUUCAUGAAACAUGGUCAAAAGAUUUGUCCCAAUAAUAUCUUGAUUGAGUUCGAAACUACGUCAUGUGAGGUCAAAAACUAGGUCACUAUGUCAAAUUAGAGAAAAAGCUUGUUAACACUCUAGAAGUCACAUUUAUUGUCCAAUCUUCAUGAAACUUUGUCAGAACAUUUGUCCCAAUAAUAUCUUAGCUGAGAUCGAAAAUGGUUCCGGUCCGUUGAAAAUGUGGCCGCCAGGGGGCGGGGCAGUUUUGCUUAUAUGGCUAUAGUAAAACCUUGUUAACACUCUAGAAGUCACAUUUAUAGUCCAAUCUUCAUGAAACUUGGUCAUAACAUUUGUCUCAAUAGUAGCUCGGUUGACUCUGAAAAUGGUUCCGGUCCCUUGAAAAAUAUGGCCACCAGGGGGCGGGGCAGUUUUCCUAAGAAGGCUAAAGUAAAACCUUGUCAACACUCUAGGAGUCACAUUUAUAGUCUGAUCUUCAUGAAACAUGGUCAUAACAUUUGUUCUUAUGAAAGCUCAGCUGAGUUUCAAAAUGGUUCCGGUCCGUUGAAAAACAUGGCCACCAGGGGGUAGGGAAGUAUUCCUGAUAUUGCUAUAGCAAAAUCUUGUUAACACUCUAGAAGUCACAUUUAUAGUCCAAUAUUCAUGGAACUUGGUCCGAACAUUUGUUCUUAUGAUAUCUCGGCUGAGUUUGAAAAUUGUUCCGGUCCGUUUAAAAACAUUGCCCCUAGGGGUGGGGGGGCAGUUUUCCUUAUAUGGGUAUUGUAAAACCUUGUUUACACUCUAGAAGUCACAUUUAUAGUCCAAUCUUCUUGGAACUUGUUCCAUUGUUGCUGCUACACUAGUGUUGCUUGAUGCCUUCUUAAAUAGCUAUAUGUGAUGAUUGUGUAACACUCCUUGUAAAUUGGACCCAAUUAGCUGGGCACUCCCAUCAAAGACCUUUGUCUUGAUGUCAGAUGGACACCAUUCAUAAGAUAGAUUGCAACUUGAAAUGUUUUAGGCCUACAGAUUGCAGUCAGUCCGUAGUUUGUGUUUGAUUAUCGAAGAUUUGUGAUUUUAACAGGUUUUAUCGUUGUUUCAACUGGAAAUAUCAAAGCAAGGUGAGUCUGAAAAAUGUUUCAGUUGUUUAAAAACACUAUGUCAAAAAUGUGAACAAUUUGGUAGUAAAAAACAGCAACAAUUUAUCACAUCGUUUAAGAAGCAAAAAAAAUGUUUUCUGAGUCUUCUUUGAUUUUAGGUUUUACAUUUACAAUGGCCCUUAAAUAAAUUGUGGAAAACUU